This is a messenger RNA of Solanum verrucosum, 303 nucleotides long. RefSeq lists its product as uncharacterized. The record is from RefSeq and is a predicted model, not a curated record. The coding region runs from base 1 to 303 and encodes 100 amino acids. The transcript has a single exon. Lineage: Eukaryota; Viridiplantae; Streptophyta; Magnoliopsida; Solanales; Solanaceae.
AUGCCAGGAUAUGCCAAGUUCAUUCAAGACUUGGUUACAAAGAAAAGAGCAGUUAGUAUUGAUUUGACUAACCAUGUUCAUUAUUGGAAUGUUAUUGCUACAAGGUCUCUGGUACAGAAGGAGGAGGAUCCCAGUGCAUUCACUAAACCAUGUACUAUUGGAUCAAUCAAAUUUGCAAAGGUCUUGUGUGAUCUAGGGUCCAAUAUAAACUUUAUGUCGCUGGCCGUCUACAAGCAACUAAGGUUAGGAGUUCCAAAACCCACAACGAUGAGGUUGAUGAUGGAAGAUAGGUUAGUGAAGUGA